AUGGGGGUUCUGGCAGGGUUGCUGGAGGUGCUGAGCUUCCUAGGGGUGGCUCUGGGGAGCUCUCUUGCCCUCCACUGGGACAGCACCUCCUGUCACUUGGCAGAGCCCAUACCCGGGGGCACCCUGAGGUCCCUGAGCUUCCUGGGCAAGGAUGCUCAGGGGCUGGCCCUGUUCCAUGCUCACUGGGAUGGGCAUGGGGGGCUCCAGGCGUGUACCCGGCGGGAUGAGCCCGAAGUCAUGGCAGCCUUCAGGGCCCUCUGCACUCAUGAUACCACUCGGGACUCCUUCGCCCACACACCCUGGCCCGAGCUGCAGAGAGCCCUGACCACCCUGCAGAGUCAGUGGGAGGCCUGCCAAGGACCUGAGGAGAGCCUGGCAGGGGCCAGGAAAAAACGAGCAGCAAGGUGGGACAGAGAACCUGACAGAGGAGACCGGAGAGUGAAGAGAGGCUGGACUAUGCCUGGCACACUGUGGUGUGGCUUCGGGGACUCUGCUGGGAAUACCUCAGAGCUGGGGGUCUUCAAGGGCCCUGAUCUCUGCUGUCGGGAACACGACCUCUGCCCACAGACCAUCUCGCCCUUCCAGUACAGCUAUGGCAUCCGAAACUACCGAUUCCAUACCAUCUCCCACUGCGACUGUGACGCUAGGUUCUGGAAAUGCCUAUGGAACCAGCGUGACUCCGUCUCAGACCUCGUGGGUGUGGCCUUCUUCAACGUGCUGGAGAUCCCCUGCUUCGUGCUGGAGGAGCAGGAGGGCUGUGUGGCGUGGUACUGGUGGGGCGGCUGUAGGACAUACGGCUCCGUGCCCCUUGCCAGCCUCCAGCCCAGGACCCUCUACAAUGCCUCCUGGAGCCCCCCGGCCACCCAGUUGACUCCCAGUUCCCAGAGUCUGGCCCUCAAGCCCUAACGGAAGCAGCACCCUUGGAAGUGGCCACGACAGCAUGAAGGCCCCACGCACCCCAGCAAAGCCAGCACCUCGGCCCUCCACAGGCCAGACGUGUGUGUGCGACACAGCAUGUGUCCUGGGGUGACUCCUGGACAGCAGUGGGCACUGGUGGGGGCUCUCCUUGGGCCUGGGCUCUCCUCACCACCACACCCACCCCCAGGUGCCCGCCGUGCCUGCCGCAGCUUCCGCCGCCUGGACCAGUGCGAGCACCAGAUCGGGCCCCAGGAGACCAAGUUCCAUCUACUCAACAGAGCCCGCGAGCCCCUCUUCCACUGCAACUGCACGCGCCGUCUGGCACGCUUCCUGAGGCUCCACGGCCCACCUGCUGGCACCAACUCACUUUGGGGACUGCUGGGCGUGAGCUGCUUCAAGCUGGCCCCUCCACCGGACUGUGCCGAGGCUAAAGGCUGCUCCAGAGACCUUACAGCCAUCAAGGUGUCAGCUCGACACUUGCGGUGGCUUCGGCAGAAGCUACCUCAGCUCCGGGGCACGGGCAUAGGUGAGGGGCAGGCACAGCCAGUGGAGCCCCCAGGGGUCCCCACGUCAUUCUACAGCCGGUGCCUGCAGCUGACCCAGGCAGCCUGGAGACCCACUGGGCCACAGAAAUCCUGGAGCCAAUGACCUCAAUUCCAGCUCUC
Messenger RNA from Choloepus didactylus (southern two-toed sloth), 1583 nucleotides. It is a transcript of the gene PLA2G3, whose product is annotated as phospholipase A2 group III. Gene Ontology annotation, molecular function: A2-type glycerophospholipase activity. Lineage: Eukaryota; Metazoa; Chordata; Mammalia; Pilosa; Megalonychidae. Gene Ontology annotation, biological process: arachidonate secretion; phospholipid metabolic process. The record is from RefSeq and is a predicted model, not a curated record.